AUGCCUCCAAAAAAAGGAGGAACCGGUGCAAUUAAACAAAGGCAAGAUUUAUUUAAUUCACAACAAGGUCAAACAGCAGUAGCUGAUGUUGGAGGAACAAUGGCGAUGAGUCAUAGUCCAAGAACAAAGGCUUCUACACAAACAAAGGAUUCUACAGGAACAAAGGCAGGCUUAAA
Molecule: messenger RNA, 176 nt
Organism: Rotaria sp. Silwood2
Lineage: Eukaryota; Metazoa; Rotifera; Eurotatoria; Philodinida; Philodinidae
Source: the annotation of a GenBank genome assembly